Perca flavescens (yellow perch) is the source of this 3424-nucleotide messenger RNA. Its product is annotated as zinc finger E-box-binding homeobox 2-like. Gene Ontology annotation, molecular function: RNA polymerase II cis-regulatory region sequence-specific DNA binding; DNA-binding transcription factor activity, RNA polymerase II-specific. The record is from RefSeq and is a predicted model, not a curated record. NCBI's taxonomy places the organism in Eukaryota, Metazoa, Chordata, Actinopteri, Perciformes, Percidae. The transcript has 9 exons. Gene Ontology annotation, biological process: anatomical structure development; regulation of transcription by RNA polymerase II.
AUGAAAGGAAAACCAAAACAUAACGUGCUGAACUAUGAGAAUGUGGUGGAGACGGGCUCAGAGAGCGAUGAGGAUGACAGGACAGCAGGAGGAAGAGGAGGGGAGGAUGAAGAGGCGGCCAGCCCUGCCGACGUGCCCUCUCUGGAGGCCUCGCCACGGGUCGCCCAGGCCCUGCUGUCCUACCAAGACCAGGACGGCUCCGACGGACCACUGGACCGGCACCAGGACCAGCAUCACCGCUGGGGGGACGACACCAACGGACACCUGAACGGCAGUGGCGACAGGAAGGACGAUCUGAAAGUUGUCGGUCCGGACACCUCGCUGCACGCCACAGUGAAGCGUUGUAACGGGGUCUCGGAGCUGGACCAGUUCUUCCUGAAGGGGAAGCUGGAGGAGGGAGACGGUCACCCGGCAACUAUCGCCGAGUACCUGCAGCGCAGCGACACCGCGAUCAUUUACCCAGAAGCCCGGAGGAGCUGACGCGUCUCUGCGCCCGAGACCACCGGACCGGACGAGAGCGAACACGAGCUGCUGUCCGGCCCCCCCGAGGACUUCUCGGCCCUGCUGACCUGCCCGUACUGCGAGCGCGGCUACAAGCGUCUGGCGUCUCUGAAGGAGCACAUCAGAUAUCGCCAUGACAACAUCAGAGACACAUUCAGCCUGGACACACACAGCCCCAAGAUAGCAGGUACACACACACACACACACACACACACACACACACACAAGCCGCCGCCGCCACAGCCAGCGCUGCUCAACGAAGGAUCUGGAAACCGCAAGUUCAAAUGCAGCGAGUGUGGAAAAGCUUUCAAGUACAAGCAUCACCUGAAGGAGCAUCUGCGUAUUCACAGCGGCGAGAAGCCGUACGAGUGCUCCAACUGCAAGAAGCGGUUCUCCCACUCCGGCUCCUACAGCUCGCACAUCAGCAGCAAGAAAUGCAUCGGCCCGAUCGCCGUCAACGGACGAGCGUGCAACAGAAACCACGGCAACAAGCCCGGCUCCUCCCCCAACUCCACCACCUCGUCGCCCGGGAGCCCCGCGGCUCUCGCCCAGCUCCGCCACAAGCUGGAGAACGGGCGCCACCAGCAGCCGGCGCUCGCCGCCCCGGAGCCGCUAGACAUCACGGCCGAGCCGAUGGACUUCAGCGAGUACCGGCUGCUGAUGGCGUCCCAGCGCGGCUUCGGGGGGUCCGUCUACAUCAACGGGCGCGGAGGAAGCCCGCUGCAGCAUCUGGCGGCCAUCGGGCUGGACCUGCCGCACUUCUCUGGCUCCGUGAACAACCUGAGCGAGGUGCAGAGGGUGCUGCAGAUCGUGGACAACACCGUGUGCCGGCAGCAGUCGGACGGGCACCCGGAGGAGAUCUCGAAGCUCCGGGCGUACAUGAAGGAACUCGGCGCGCAGAUGGAGGAGCAGCGCCGGGGCUUCCACGGCGGCGGCGGCGGCACGAAGAGCAUCAUCGACUACACGCUGGAGAAGGUCAACGAGGCCAAGAGUCUCAUCGACGACUCCAAGAGGCCAGCGGACGUCAAGAAGGAGAAGCCGAACCACUCCGGCGACUCCGAGGAGAGGUAUCCGGACGGGCAGAACCACUUCUUGCCGUUCUCCUGCCAGUUCUGCAAGGAGGCGUUCCCCGGGCCGAUCCCGCUGCACCAGCACGAGCGCUACAUGUGCAAAAUGAACGAGGAGAUCAAAGCGGUGCUGCAGCCGGCGGAGAGCGUUCCCGUGACGAUACCCUCGGAGAUACCCUCCGGCGUCGAGCGCGCCACCAGCCCCGGCAACCCCUUCAAGGACCACCUGUCUGUUCUCAAGGCGUACUUCGCCAUGAACAAAGAGCCCACCGCAGAGGAACUGCUCAAGAUCUCUAUCGCGGUAGGCCUUCCGCAAGAGUUCGUCAAGGAGUGGUUCGCUCAGUGGAAGAACCAGAACCAGAACCAGAACCAGAACCAGAACAUCCACGGUGGCGCUUCGAGGAAAAGAUCCCCGCCUCCGGACAGCUUUGGCCGCUCGCAGAGGUCUCUCCCUCCCGUGGAUUCCCACCUCGCUAACGGCGAGGCCUCCCACAGAAUCUCGAAGGCCAGCACUCAGACAAGCGGGGACAAACCACUCGAUAACUUGGACCACUUGCGGAGCGACACUCCGUCGCCGCUCAACCUUUCGUCUACUUCCUCCAAAAACUCUCAGAGCAGCUUGUACACUCCGAACAGCGUGGCGUCGGAGGAAGCCCACGGAGAUAUACCACUGGAUCUGUCGCUGCCCAAACACAUCAUGGCUCAGAGGCUCCUGAAGCAACCCAGAGCCAACGGCUUCAUCAACGGCGAGGCGCUGCAUCUCGCCAACAUCAAGAAGGAAGUCCACGGCUCGGACGGGAUCUCCGUGCACCAUCUGGAGAAAAGCCCCAGUCCUAACUUUGGGAUUAAUCCCUUCUACACAUCUCUGCCUCCCCAUGGAGCGUUUCCUCCGCCCACUUUCAUGUCUGCGGCGCAGGCCUCCAUCCCGGGCCUCAGGCCAUACCCGGGCCUCGACCCCAUGACCUUCCUGCCCCACAUGGCCUACACCUACGCCACCGGGGCCGCCACGUUCGCCGAGAUGCAGCAGCGGAGAAAGUACCAGCGGAAACCAGGUUUCCAGGGCGAUUUGCUGGAUGGGACGGUGGACUAUCUGUCAGGCCUGGACGACCUGACGGACAGCGACUCGCUGCUGUCCAGGAAGAAGAUUAAGAAGACUGAAAGUGGUAUGUACGCGUGUGACUUGUGCGACAAAACAUUCCAGAAGACCAGUUCCCUCCUAAGACACAAAUAUGAGCACACAGGGAAGCGGCCCCACCAGUGCCAGAUCUGUAAGAAGGCGUUCAAACACAAGCACCACCUGAUCGAGCACUCGCGGCUCCACUCCGGGGAGAAACCCUACCAGUGCGACAAGUGCGGCAAACGCUUCUCCCACUCGGGCUCGUACUCGCAGCACAUGAACCACCGCUACUCCUACUGCAAGAGGGAGGCCGAGGAGCGCGAGGCCGCCCAGAGGGAGGCGCAGGAGGCCGGGGGGGCACCCGGAGCACCCCCCGGGGAGCCCACCGAGCUCAUGAUGAGGACCACCGCCUUCCUGCAGGGGCUCGGCAGCAUCGGGUACUCCGAGUACUCCGGGGACCCCCAGGACCAGACCCAGGACAUCCUGAGGGACGGGAGCCAGACCACAGGUGGACCGCAGGAACGUUUCAGGGAAGGAGAAGAGGAAGAAGAGGAGGAAGAGGAGGAGGAGGAAGAGGUAGGCAACGAGCGUAAAGGCACGUCGGCGCCGAUGGACGAGAGUUCACGAGAAGAGAAGACAGACGGGAAGUCGGACCAGGAGGACUGAGCCACUGAAAGAGCUUUUAUUUUGAAGGGGGGGAAGGCUGCAGACAGAGACUUUUAUUUUGAAGGGGGGGCUU